Molecule: messenger RNA, 2347 nt
Organism: Coregonus sp. 'balchen'
Lineage: Eukaryota; Metazoa; Chordata; Actinopteri; Salmoniformes; Salmonidae
Source: the annotation of a GenBank genome assembly
GUUUAGUCAGCUCCUAGCUAUUAUCUAACAUUGAUGGAUAUUUUCCACUCAGUUUGGAAUCGUUACGCUUACUUGCGUUAUUAAAACUUUAAUUGUAUAUAUCUACACAGCAAGUGCUACUUAUUUUCUCAUUUUCUUUACGCGAGUUGCUGCCUGGUCUGUGUCGAUAACCCGCAGGUGGACAGCGAUGAGUAGUCCCGAUGCGGGUUACGCCAGUGACGAUCAGAACCAGGCUAGGUGCGCGAUCUCAAUCAUGAUGCCUGGAAUGGGACACUGUCAGUGGUCAGACCCCCUGAGCCCUCUCGGGGACACCAAAGUGAAGAGCGAGUCCAGCUCCGGGAACCAGAACCGUGGGAAGAAUGAGCCGAGGAUCCGGAGACCCAUGAAUGCGUUCAUGGUGUGGGCGAAGGAUGAGCGCAAGCGGCUGGCACAACAAAAUCCAGACCUGCACAAUGCGGAGUUGAGCAAAAUGUUGGGUAAGGCAAUUAAAUAGUAAUUGAUUGUGUAGGCCUGUUACUGACAUGAUAUUUAUAAAGACCAAUGGGAAUUUCUUGUUUAUCAAGUAUUUCAAUAAUAUUUCAUAAGUGACCAAAUACUAGGGAAUUGUUAUUAUUUUAAGCAGGUGUGUUACCACGUGGAAGCAUACUGCAUUUAUUCGAGCAGAAAUAUUAUAAAUAUUAUUGUAUGCCUAUACUUCAAUGAUUUUGGUUUGUAGUAGGCUAUUUGCAUAGGGCCUAAUUAUCUUGAAAAGUCAUAAUUUUUCUUGAAAAAGCACAUGAUGCUAACGCCCUUAUCUUAUUAUGGCCAUUGAAAUAUAGGUUAGGUAACUCAAAUGAAUCAAUUACAACAAAUGUAUGAUCAAUAAUAAUGGUCAUGUUAUUUCGAAAUCAAAGUUCUCCUGUUACUAUAUUGAUGAUGAGCUAUUUUGGAGCACAUCACCAGACUGCAUGCCUGAUGCGGCUAUAACUGAGGUGAACUCUGUUGUUGAUCUGUAGGGAAGUCAUGGAAAGCCCUUCCUGUGUCUGAGAAGCGGCCGUUUGUAGAGGAGGCUGAGAGGCUUCGAGUGCAGCACAUGCAGGACCACCCCAACUACAAGUACCGACCCCGGCGGAGGAAGCAGGUGAAGAGGAUUAAGCGCCUGGACUCUGGGUUCCUGGUCCACAGCAUGUCCGACCACCAGAGCACCUCCCUAGGUGGGGACGGUAGGGUGUGUAUGGAGAGCCUGAGCUACCACCAUGAGCAUGGCUACCAAGUGUCUCCUCAAUCCCUCAGCCACUACCGUGAAGCCCAGGCCCUCGGAGGGAAUUCCUACGAAUCCUACAGCCUGCCCACCCCCGACACGUCACCGCUGGACGCCGUGGAGACAGACUCCAUGUUCUUCCCCGGUCACUCUCAGGAGGAGUGCCACAUGAUGCCUGUGUAUGCCUACCACUCCCAGGGGGCAGAGUACCCACCUCAGGACCCUCACUCUAACCACCACACCAACCCCAUGCUCCACAGACACCACUCCUCCCCCACAGAGCAGCAGCAAGCCUCCCAGGCUGGCCCCAUGCCCCCCUCCUUCAACCAACUGGCCAUGUACUACAGCCAGCACUGCAGCCCCAGUCACCCCAAGCGACACCCAGGCCAUGGAGCAGGACAGCUCUCCCCUCCCCCAGACUCCCACUCCCACCCAGUAGACCAGGUGGAGCAGAUGCACCCCUCAGAGCUGAUAGGGGAGGUGGACCGCAGUGAGUUUGAGCAGUACCUGAACUCCUCCAGACCUGGAGACAUGACAGGCCUGUCUUAUGGGGCGCAUGAGGCCAACAUGCAGGGACCUGAGAGUCUGAUAUCCUCUGUGCUCUCUGAUGCCAGCACAGUGUACUACUGUAACUACAACAACUCCUAACCUCCUGGUCCUCCCUGUCUGUCAAUCACUACUACUGCAGCUAUUACAGUACAUAACCUGACCUCAAAUGUCUCUCUCUCUAUUUCUAUCUUCUCUCUCUCUCUCUCCCUCCCUGUCUAGCUCUGUCUUUCUCUUUCAUUCUGUUACCAUUAAAGGCCAGUGGGAACUCUUUCAUUUGAGGUUUUAAAUCCAGUAUGUUAUUUUCUUUUUUGUGUGAAGGACGUUCAAUGUGUAUCACUUUAUGAGCUGAGAAGCUAUAGGACAUUUGAAUUGUGAUGAUGAUUGUUCACACACUGGUUUCGAUUUUAUUUUUGUUCCCUUCCUUUUUUGCAAAGAGGAAAGCUCCUGAGCAGGAAUAUAAAUACAUUUUGUGAUAAUAAAUAAUGUACAGUUUCUAUUUGAAGGUUUUAUGUAUAGGUGUUUUAUACUUUUGCACUUUUAAAAAAUAAAGUUUUGAAC